AUGGAAGCUUCCCCCGGAAGUGCCAAGCGACCAUUCCCCGAGAGAACCGAGGAGCUCUCGGGCAAGCCUCUCAAUAUCUUUAAUGGCUCUAAUAGCGGAACUUGUAAGGCCCUCGCCUACCGGCUCGCCGACGAUGCCCAAGCACAUGGAUUCAACGCGAGGAGAGUGGAUUCUCUCGAUAUCGCUAAAGACGCGUUGCCCAAGGACCAACCCAUUGUCAUUGUCAACUCUUCUUACAAAGGUCAGGCUCCGGACAAUGUAGCUCACUUCGUGAGUUGGCUCCAAAGCGUGGCCGGAAAAGAGGCGGCAGGGUUGGCCUACUCGGUCUUCGGUGUCGGAAAUCGAGAUUGGGGACGGACGUUUCACAGAAAGUCAAGAAAUAGCCAGAAAGCGGUAAAGCAGAUUCUUUAG
Penicillium canescens is the source of this 411-nucleotide messenger RNA. RefSeq lists its product as uncharacterized. The record is from RefSeq and is a predicted model, not a curated record. Lineage: Eukaryota; Fungi; Ascomycota; Eurotiomycetes; Eurotiales; Aspergillaceae. Bases 1 to 411 code for a protein of 136 amino acids. Gene Ontology annotation, molecular function: FMN binding; flavin adenine dinucleotide binding; NADPH-hemoprotein reductase activity. Gene Ontology annotation, cellular component: cytosol. The transcript has a single exon.